This is a messenger RNA of Zerene cesonia (dogface butterfly), 2647 nucleotides long. Its product is annotated as O-acyltransferase like protein-like. The transcript has 12 exons. Lineage: Eukaryota; Metazoa; Arthropoda; Insecta; Lepidoptera; Pieridae. The record is from RefSeq and is a predicted model, not a curated record. Gene Ontology annotation, molecular function: acyltransferase activity, transferring groups other than amino-acyl groups. Bases 56 to 1948 code for a protein of 630 amino acids.
AAAAUUUCCGCACCAAGCGCCCGCGUUGCGAUAAUUUUUGAUAUAUUGCGAUAAAAUGUUAUUAAUAUUGUGGUUCACAGUUUUAUUGCUUUCGAGUCGUGAUGUCUUUUGUUAUAGACUUAAUGAAACUGAAUACGCGAGAAUGCCGCCUCUGUUCCAUUUGGACCAGUACGACCGAUGUUUGAGCCAAGAAGAUGGUCUAUACUGCAUCAUGAGCAUCUCACUCAGGGCAAAUCAGAAAAAUGAACUGAUGCAAAUGAUUGAGAAAUACUCAGCAGACGAAAUUAUUCAUUAUAACCACACUUAUUUAGACCACGGGAUAUGUGUCACUCAUAGAUGUAAGUCAUUUAUUUCGAAUAUAAACAAAGGAAACACAAAGGACCUACAAUCGGCCCUUGAGAGAUGCAUCAACGAAUAUUAUGAGAAAAGAUACGGUUUAAGUACCAGCAUCUCAAUUCAUUACUGUAAAAAACCAAACGAGGGCCUCGAUAUAGAUAUAGGUGAUUGGAUUUUUGGUGGAUCUCUGCUUAUGCUGGUGACUAUAAAUCUUGUUGCGACUGUGUAUGACCUGCGACUGAAUCGAAAGCUAGACAAGGACGGGCGAAAUAGAACUGGGAACCAAUUGUUGCUGUGUUUCUCAAUUGUACGAAACUGGAAGCAAUUAAUUUGUCCUGAGACCAGAGAUGAACGAUUUGAAAUAUUCAAAGGGAUUAAUGGCUUAAGAUCGAUUUUGACCUUCCUCAUGAUAUUUGCUCACACGAUGUGGCUCAUGGCUUGCGGUUACAUUGACAACCCUCUCGAUUUUGAAAAGACAUACGAUAACAUCCUGUAUCACUUCAUCUACAACGGAAUGAUGUUGGUGCAGACUUACUUCCUUAUGUCGGGCUGCUUACUCGUCUUCUCCUUGAUGCUGAACCCUGAGACCAUCAGUUGGGGGCAAUUGCCACUGAUAUUGUUUUAUAGAUGGUGCAGGUUAACCGGCAGUUUGGCAGUAACUCUCGGCUUCAUCACCACUUGGUACCGCCAUUUCGGGUAUGGACCACUCUGGGACUACCACGUGACGCCCAUCAUCGAAAACUGCCGCCAGUAUUGGUGGUCUCACAUCCUAUUCAUUAACAACUACGUGGAGGGAAAUAAGGGCUGCGCCAUUCAGACAUGGCAUUUAGCAGUAGAGCUGCAAUUAUUUGUCAUCGGCCUGGUGGUGCUCAUGCUAACACGAGCCCGCGGCAGAAAGCUGGCCAUAUUCGUCAUGUUCCUUGUGGGCUGUGUGGGACCAGCUCUGCAUGUUUGGAUCCAGGAUUAUGAUGGAGUUAUCAUUAUGCAACCGGAGUUUUACCGCAAAUUCCAAAGUGAUAUGUUCAGUAACGUGCAUAUAAAGUUUCACAACAACAUCGCCUGCUACGCGAUAGGCAUGAUCUUGGGCCUUUUUAUAUACAACGCGCAGAAAAGGAGGACUUUCGAAAUCUCUAAGAAUGAGAAGCUAGGCUACAUCACGUGGGCCGUCAUUCCUCUCAUAAUACUCUGGUAUUUUUCGGGAACGGUUUUCUAUAAGGAGGGGGAAAAGGCGUCAAUGACCUCGAGGCUGGUGUAUGCGGCGUCCCACAGGGCUCUGCUUGGGGCCGGUUUAUCAUAUCUGAUAUUAAGCCUGGUGUUCAAGUUUGAAGACAUUGUCCGAGGCUUCCUCGAGUGGAGCGGUUGGAGGGUGCCGAGCAAGCUUUCCUAUGCGGUCUUCUUGAUUCAUGUCAGCGUAGUGCAUUACUUGCAAGGCACUAGACACCAAUUGGGUCAUGCAGCAUUCUUCCAUGUGAUAAUUAGCCACCUGGGCGUCGUGUGGGCAUCGUACAUUCUAGCCCUGCCCAUGCACAUUCUGGUCGAAGUUCCCAUCACUGCUUGUUUCAAGUUCUUGCUGUAUGAGAGAAACGUUAACGCCGUGAAAAAGAUUGAAUAACUUAUGGAAGUUUUAACUUAAGACUAGAAAGGGAUACUCGUAUCGUUAUAGAGCUGAUUGUGUUUUUAUUUAUAAGUAGGAUAUGAUAUGACGUGUGGUUGAAAUCCGUCCAAUGAGUUUCUUAAAUUCUUGUAUUUAUUUACUACUAGCUGCGCCUCGCGGUUUCACCCGCGUAAGUCUGUGUUCUGUAGCAAUAUUGGGAUAAAAAUUGCCUAUGUGUUAUUCCAGUUGUCCAGCUAUAUCCGUACCAAAUUGUAUUGCAAUCGGUUCAGUAUUUUUUGCGUGAAAGAGUAUCAAACAUACACACAUCCUCACAAAUUUCGCAUUUAUAAUAUUAGUAGGAUUUAGGAAACAGUGUAUCAAAGCUGCAGAAUAAUUGGAAAAUAUAUACUCUGCAUCCCGUUAUAUGGAAAUACACAAUUUCUUUCAGUCAUUUCCCCCAGCUUCAAUAUUUGUCAGAUGGUAAACCCACUAUCUUGAAGAAAUUAAAAAGGUUACUUGUUGUAGGGCUGCUGACUCGGCGGCCGAGAGAGAUUAUUACAUCUUAAACGGCGUAAUGUAUUAUUAACCGACUUUAAAAGAGGUCAAUAGUUCAAGGAAAUUGUCACCAAGAUAUUUUAUAAUACUUAUUCUGUUACAGCCCAUUGCAUAUUAACGAUAAUCGUCGGUUCGAUUCCUGCUUCAACCAAUGUUUUAUCG